GUGUGUGCGCUUGGACGCGGUUAGGUUGAUGCAUACCAGGGCGUUGUCAUCACUUUUUCAAGCCACACACGCCCUGUUUUUCGUUUGUUUUCCAUCGACAAUCGGCCGUCAAGAUGCGGGGCGACAAUAGUUUAAGUCAAGUUUUGCUCGUCGGACUGCUCCUCGCUAUUCUUGGAGCUUCUUCAGGGCAAAAUUUAAACAACACUGCUGUGUGGUGUACCGUGUCGGACAAUGAACAGAACAAGUGUGAAGCAUUUUCACGAGCGGUAGACAGAGAAAUUUCUACGUUCAAGAACUACUAUGUUUCAAUAAAGUGUAAACGAGCCUUCAACAAGGAUGAGUGCAUGGAACUCCUUGACCAUGAGAAGGCUCAUCUCACUACUCUUGAUGCCGGCGAAGUAUUUGUUGGUGGAAGAUAUCACAGUUUAGUGCCUAUAAUGCAAGAGAUCUACGAAAGCGGAGUAAAUUAUCAAUAUGCUGUUGCUGUAAUUAAGAAAAACACGAUGCCUGAAGUGACGCAUAUAAGAGAUCUUCGUGGAAAGAAAGCGUGCUUUGCUGGAGUUGGAACACUGGCAGGAUGGGUCACACCUAUUUACACUUUGAUGAAAGACGGUGGAAUGGAAAUUAUUGAUUGUAACAAUCAUGUGAAAUCCACGAUUAAGUUCUUUGGUCCAAGUUGCGCUGUCAAUUCAUUGAUUAACAAGUACAAUCCACUUGGAGAUAAUUCCGACCAACUGUGCAAACUUUGCAUCGGCAAAGUUCCAGGAGGAAAAUGCACAAAUGCAGAUCCAUACUCAGGGUACGAGGGAGCCUUUAGAUGUCUACUUGAAGCUGGUGAAAUUGCAUUCCUUGUGCAUACGACUGUUCAUGAAAUGACCAGCACCAACUUUGAUCUUGCUUCUGUAUCCAAAGAUCAGUUUGAACUUUUGUGCAAAGAUGGUACUCGCAAACCUGUUGAUGAGUAUGCAAGUUGCCACUGGGGCCAAAUUCCAUCCAAUGCUAUUAUUGUUUCAUCAGCAACCGAUCAAGACAAAAGGAAACUCUACCAGAAAUUCCUUGAAGAAGCCGUUAGAAUACUUGGAACGCGCGAAAACAAUACUAAUUCUUAUAACAAUGAAUUUUACAACAAUAAAUUUGAUAAUCGUCAAGGCAAAGAAAAUGACGAAAACAACCAUCAGGAUGAAUACAAUCAAUAUAAUAGAAAUUAUGACAAUCGCAAUAAUUACAAUGACAUGAGUACUUGGAAUUCCACUGGAUUUUUCGAUAGAGACAGAAGUAGGUACAACACACCAGAACCAAAUAUUCAAACAAUGGAAAAGUUUCACUUGUUUGAAUCCGCUCCUCGUUAUGGUCGUCAACAUAAUCUUUUAUUCUCGGAUUCAGCAAAGGACUUUGUUCGUAUUCAAGAGUCAGAUCAAACUUUUUCAGGAUAUUUGAAAGAAAGUUUGGACAUGAUAUACGCCGUAAGACGGUGUCCAGUAAAUAGAAUGACUUUGUGUGUAACUUCAGAACCAGAAUUAGAGAAAUGCGUUAAGAUGAAGAUCGCUAUGAAAGCUCAACUGCUGAAACCAGAAUUAUUGUGCCUGAAAGGUCACAGCCAAAUCCACUGUAUGCAGGCUAUACAAAACGGGCAAGCUGACGUGACAGUAUUAGACGCUAGUGAUGUAUACACUGCGGGUCUGCGCUACGAUCUUGUGCCUUUUGUUUCCGAGGUCUACAAUCUCGGAGCGCCCAGCUACUACGUGGUCGCAGUAGCCAAGGAAGAGGACGACAAUACGGACCUCACCUACCUGAAGAACAAGUACACUUGUCAUCCUGGAAUAAACACUGCCGCCGGUUGGGUAUAUCCACUGGCCUAUCUGCUCUCCAACAGUUGGAUUCGAGGCUACGGGUGCGAUUCGGUGCACGCCGCUGCAGAAUACUUUUCCAAAUCUUGUGUACCUGGCGCUCUGAGUCCUGAAUAUAACACAGGUGUGCCUUAUGACAACAUGUGCGAUCUCUGCCACGGUACCAAAGACCGUUACUGCCGUCGCGAUGCCUCCGAAGACUACUACGGCCACACCGGUGCUUUCCGCUGCCUCGUCGAAGGUGGCGGUGACGUAGCCUUCGUCAAACAUACGACAGUCGCCGAGAACACGGACGGCAAACGUCGCGAGUUCUGGGCUCGUAAUACUUUCACUAAAGAUUUCCAGCUUUUGUGUCCUGACGGUACGCGCAAAUCCACCCUCGAAUACAAGACGUGCAAUCUGGGUAUGGUAGCCGCCAACGCUGUAGUGACGAGAGGAGGAUAUUACGGUUACAACGAAACGCAGAUAAAUGCUUACACGAACCUUCUGAUCUACGCGCAACAAUUCUACGGUCGCAAGGAACAAGACGAGUUCACCUUCGGUAUGUUCUUCAGCCAGCCGCCGUUCAGCGAUCUAAUUUUCCAGGACGCGACUCAACAGUUGGCUGUUAUUCCGCCUGAGAAACGCGAGUUCAAGGCCUAUUUGGGGCCCGAUUUCAUGAGGGCCAGGCGAAUAGUCGACUGCACCGCUGGCGUCUCUGCUGUCGAGUAUUCGCUUAUCGGUACCAUCAGCAUGAUACUACUGACAAUUGUGCUGGGUAGUUAAUUCUAAUUUUUAUUUUAUUUUUCCGUGCACGAAAAUACGAAAUUUUGUACUGUUUCUACUUUUUACACGGGAGAGAUUUGGCUGACUUGAGAUUUUUGUUACAUCUUUCAUUUUAUCGAUGCUUUAACAGUGCAGAGACAUGUUUGACAUAGGAAAGUGUUCAUUGUAGUGCCUUUAACAAAAUUAAAAGCAAAUAUUUUACACAUUAAACUCGCGAAUGUUGCAAAGUUGAAAAAUUGAUCAUUAUGUAUACCGUAUUUAUUUGACGGUUUCAGACUAAAUUACUUUUAAAAAAGUUAAUUUUUUCUCUCCCUAGUUAAGUCGAGAAAAACUCAAUAUUGUACAUAUCUUUAAGGAAUAAGUAUAAUUUAGUACAAAACUCACUUUCAAAGUGUAGUUAAUAGUUAGUAAAAGAAUGAGUUAACUGAUAAUCCAUUCUUUGACAGAUCUGCUUGCAUAUCUCAAGUAUGCAUACAUUAAUACUUCCAUUGCUUUUUACUGAAUGAGUGAAUAAGUGAAUCUCAAGUCGCUUUCGACUACAUGUAACGUAAUCCGUCCACAAUCUAGAUUAAAAUUGUAUUCUAUACACUGAGAGACAUAUGUAUAAGUAUUUAAGUAUUUACUAUGUAUUUUAUACCGUCCGUUUCAUCUUUUUAUAUUGAAAUUGCGAUAUUUUAUAACUACACAAGCGUCCUUCUAUGCGUCAAUUGGACUUUUAUAAGAAAAAAAUGUUUAUUAUUGUAAUAAAAUAAAUGUUGAAAAAGUA
Messenger RNA from Nasonia vitripennis (jewel wasp), 3378 nucleotides. It is a transcript of the gene Tsf2, whose product is annotated as carboxylesterase clade D, member 3. Gene Ontology annotation, cellular component: plasma membrane; recycling endosome; extracellular region. The record is from RefSeq and is a predicted model, not a curated record. Gene Ontology annotation, biological process: iron ion transport. The transcript has 9 exons. Bases 114 to 2612 code for a protein of 832 amino acids. Lineage: Eukaryota; Metazoa; Arthropoda; Insecta; Hymenoptera; Pteromalidae.